AUGUUUGAAACUGUUGUCUACGAACAUAUGGUAGGCUACGGGCUAUGUUUAUUCAUAAAUUGAUAAAUUUUUUAGGGAAAUCAAAAAAAAUUUUUUGUCAUCAUCUUCAUGAAUAAUAUAAAUUUUAUGUAAAAAUUCUUUCAGAAGGAUAAAGAUCCCUCAGAAAUGAAUCUCCACGCAUUUAUCGCCUUUUUGGCGAUGAUUUUUGCAAUAUCUUUGGCAGUGAACAAACCAAAAGAUCUCAAAAUCCACCUGGUUACUGUAGCCACAGAAGAGACGGACGGUCUAAAAAGACUGAAAUCUUCGGCGAAACAUUAUGAAUAUGAGUUGAAUGUACUCGGAAUGGGCGAGAAAUGGAAUGGAGGAGAUAUGCAGAGCGCGGUAGGAUCUUUGAGACAUUUUUGAACUGAUUUUGGACCGUACAUGCUUUUUUUGAUUGUUUCAGGGAGGUGGCCAGAAGAUCCGGUUGCUCCGAGAAGGUGUCAAGCAUCUUGCAAACGAUGAAUCGACAAUUAUUUUAUUUGUCGACGCCUAUGAUGUGGUUAUCAAUGGCGAUAUUCCCACUUUAAUCGAUCGAUUUACCUGGGAAUUCCCGGAAAAUCGAAUUCUUUUUGGUGCUGAGCCAUUUUGUUGGCCCGAACCGGAGCUUAUAAACCAAUACCCUCAAGUCAAAUUUGGAGAGAGAUUUCUGAAUUCGGGCUUGAUCAUGGGAUACGCACCGGAGUUUGUGAAAAUGUUGGAGAUUUUGGGAGAGACCAGGGAUCAUGAUGAUGAUCAACUGGCCUAUACGAAGCUGUACUUGGACUCGAAGACGCGGAAAGAGCUGAAGAUUGGACUAGACUCUUUGGCCCGUAUCUUCUUGAAUUUGAAUGGCCAGAGGGCGAAUGUGAAGAUGGAAAUGGGGAAGGAUGGAAAACCGGAGGUAAGAGGGGAUGGAUCAUAUGAUUUUGAACAAAAAUUAAAAAAUUCACUUGAUAAUAAAUCUGAUUCUUCUUUCUAAUGUAUAAAAAAGUCUGUUCUAGGUCUACAACCAUGUCUACAACACCCACCCCAUCUUCAUCCAUGGCAAUGGGCCCAGCAAAGUCCUCCUAAAUCAAUAUGCCAACUACAUCGGAGGCAAACAGAAUCUCUUGGAUGGAUGCGUGGACUGUCCCCCACUCAAACCCAUUCCCAACCCUCUGCCUACCGUUACUUUGGCCCUCUUUAUUGCCAAGCCAAUCCCUUAUAUUGAGGAGUUUUUGGAGAAAAUCGGAAAAUUGGACUACCCCAAGGAGAAGAUCGAUCUUUUUGUUUAUAAUAACCAGAACUACAAUUACGAUGAUGUUAGCGAAUUCUUGGCCAAGCAUGGUGAUGAGUAUAAAAGCAAGGAGAUUUUUAAUUUGGACGAUUUGGAAGAGAGGGCGGCUAGAAAUCAGGCAAUGUAAGGGAAUUUUGCAUCGUGCGGGAGAAAAAUUUUGGAUUUUUUUGUCAAUUUUGAUUAUCAAAUUUUGUUUUAGUGUAUGGGGAAUCCAGAAAUCGACGGAUUAUUUCUUAUCCAUCGAUGGCGAAGCUCAUUUGACCGACCCCGAGGCCAUUCAAAAACUUAUUCGAAGAUCAAUUACCAAUGAUUUGUAAGUUCAAUAUAAUAGGCAAAAUUAUAGAAGGAUUUCUUUGGAAUUUACUAUUUUUGUUUGUCUUUUUAUAGUCCAGACGACUUUAUAUUACGGUAUUUUUACAUUUAUAGUAUUUUUAAUUGUAUUAUUUUAGCGCGAUUACAAUUCCUAUGCUAGUACAACAAGGCCGAUUAUUCAGCAAUUUCUGGGGAGCAAUUGCCGAGAAUGGAUACUAUUCGAGAUCCGAGGACUAUGUGGAUAUUGUGGAGAAGAAACGAAUCGGAUCUUUCAACGUCCCCUUUGCCAAUGACGUCAUUUUAAUCAAAUCUGAGAGACUGGAAAAACUGAGGAAAUCAUUCGAUUUUAAUGAGAAAAUGGACCCCGAUAUGAGCUUCGCGGGGUACUGUAGACAUCAUGUAAGUGAUUGAGAAUUGUUUUCGACUUUUUUUGGAAUCAAAAAAUAUAUUUUUUUUAUGUUUAUGUAAUUUUUUCCUAUUUUAGGGGCACUUUUUGAUGUUAGACAACCAAGAGACCCUCGGAUUUCUUGUAUUUGCUGAUUAUUUUGAACAACUGAGUCCAGAGACCAUCCACAAGGAAGUGUAUGACUUUCCGAACAAUAAAGAAGUAGGUUUUGCAUUGAUUUUCAUACUGUAAUAGGCGAAUUUCGAAAAAAAGCGAUUUUCACGGCCGAAAAAGAAGAUUUUUUAACUGCCCUGAUUUAAUAUUGUUGAUUGAAGCUCUGGGAAGCCCGUUACCUCCAUCCUGACUACUACAAAACUCUGGAACCAGGCGCUCCGGUCUCCGAACCUUGCCCGGAUGUCUAUGAUUUCCCAUUUAUAAGUGAGAGACUCUCGAAGGAGAUGAUUGCCAUCAUGAAUCAUUAUGGAAAGUGGUCGUCCGGGAAGAAUGAGGACGAAAGAUUGGCCGGAGGCUAUGAGAAUGUGCCCACCAGAGACAUCCACAUGAGACAAGUUGGUCUGCAUCAUCAAUGGCUGGCCGUCCUCGACUCGUACGCCGCGCCAAUGCAGGAAAAAGUGUUUGAGGGAUAUUAUAACAGAGUAAGGAAGGGAUAAUAGAGACUUUUUGAGCUUAUAAUGAGAGAUAUUGAAAAAUUUUAUAUUAAUCAUCAAAAAAGUAGGACUCUUGGUUUAUAAAGUAGGACUCUUUGUUUAUAAUUUUCUUUGAUUUGCAGCCCAUCCAAUCAGAAAUGAUGUUCGUUGUCCGUUACAAACCCGACGAACAGAGCUUCCUUCGUCCGCACAACGAUGCCUCCACUUAUUCCAUCGACAUUGCCCUCAACAAAAGGGGAGUUGACUUCGAAGGAGGUGGUGUAAGAUACGUUCGAUACAAUUGCACCGUCCCAGCAGAUGAAGUCGGUGAGUAAAAUUGGGAAAACUCUCAGUGUUAGUAGUUAUAUUAAUCUUCUCUAUUGGUGUAAUAAUUCGGUCCACCAACAACUUUUAUUUCUCUUCACUUUCAGGCCAUUCGAUGCUGUUCCCCGGCCGACUGACCCAUCUCCAUGAAGGCCUGCCCACCACAAAAGGCACCAGAUAUAUUUUGGUCUCUUUCAUCAACCCAUAG
Molecule: messenger RNA, 3173 nt
Organism: Bursaphelenchus xylophilus (pine wood nematode)
Lineage: Eukaryota; Metazoa; Nematoda; Chromadorea; Rhabditida; Aphelenchoididae
Source: the annotation of a GenBank genome assembly